Messenger RNA from Nerophis lumbriciformis (worm pipefish), 1374 nucleotides. Lineage: Eukaryota; Metazoa; Chordata; Actinopteri; Syngnathiformes; Syngnathidae. The record is from RefSeq and is a predicted model, not a curated record.
AUGGCUCGCGUCAAGCGGACAGCGCUGCUGUGGCUGCUGCUCGCCAGCAGCUGUCUUUUCCUGCUCUUUCAGCUCCUCCACUACCGGAAAUACGACAGCAAGGUAAGGCGCCCGUUCGGAAUCAUUUACAGGCGCACGCCGGGUCACGUGACUGCCAGCGACCUCCAAUGGCAAACCGUCAAGACGUUCCUGCAUCUGGUGCGGCGUUUCCGGCUCCCGCUCUUCCUUGCCGACCCUUUCGCGCUCGGGCUCCUGACGGCGGAUGGCCAGCGGUCGUCGCCCGAGUCCGGCUGCGCCAUCCUGUGUCGCGGCAGAGCCGUCACCGCGUUCGGGCUGCUGGCCGAUGCGUGGACGUACAACACCGCCUUCCUGUCGGCUGCCGAGCAGAAAGGCUUCGAGGCACUGGAGCUGCGGGGCGACGACCCCCGAUUGGCCGGCUUGGACCUACUGUCCGGAGAGGACGUCCCCUUGCAUCUUCUGCUUCGCCUCCGCGGCCACGUCAUCCAGGUGGUUUUCCUGUACAAGCGUAGCGGCAACUACCUGUGGCAUGGACCAAUGCGCCUCAAAGCCGACACGGAUCGCGAUUUCGCACCCUUCGCAACGAUGGACUUCGGACGCUACGCCGGCGCCUACAACAGGCCGCGGCUGGUACUGACGGUGGUGGACGGCUUGGAUGUGGCAGUCCCCCGGAACAUCUCGGGCUUCUUAGCUGAACGUGGACGCGCGCGCUUCCUGGAGUGCCGCUACCGGGACGCCCGGCGCUUCCUGCAGCUCUACCCGGACGACAACACUCCUCAGGCGCUGGAUUUUGGGAACAAAGCCAAGUCUUUGCUUCGGUUGGCCGCGGAGACCCUGGCCCGCCUGCACGUCCCCUUCUGGAUCAGCAGCGGAACCUGCCUGGGCUGGUUCAGGCAGUGCAGCUUCAUCGCGUACAGCCGCGACGUGGACAUCGGAAUUUUCAUCGACGACUUCCGCCCCGACAUCAUCUCGGCCUUUCAGGAGGCCGGCCUUUCGCUCAAGCACAAGUUUGGAAAGGUGGAGGAUAGCCUGGAGUUGUCCUUUGUGAGGGACGGCGUCAAACUGGACAUCUUCUUCUUCUACCGGGACGGUGAUCUGACCUGGAACGGGGGCACGCAGGCCAAGAGUGGCCGGAAGUUCAAGUACUGGUUCCCCGGAUUUUCGCUGUGCUGGGCCGAGCUGGCGGAGGUCCGAGUGGGAGUCCCUUGCGAGACCCUGGACUACGUGACGGCCAAUUACGGAGAAGCGUGGAGCGUCCCGCAGAGGACGUGGGACUGGAAGACCUCACCCAGUAACGUACAAGAAAACGGAGUGUGGCCUCCCUCCCAGUGGGAGGAGCUCAUUCAAGUCUACUGA